Rhodofomes roseus is the source of this 630-nucleotide messenger RNA. RefSeq lists its product as uncharacterized. The record is from RefSeq and is a predicted model, not a curated record. Bases 57 to 386 code for a protein of 109 amino acids. The transcript has a single exon. NCBI's taxonomy places the organism in Eukaryota, Fungi, Basidiomycota, Agaricomycetes, Polyporales, Fomitopsidaceae.
CUGCUGUGUACGUGCGAUCCGGCUGCUGGUAUGUACCCGUUGAUUGUCCCUUCGGUAUGACGCCGUAUUUCCUGUGCCUAGUGAGCCCGUUCCAGCUGUUAGUUUUGCCCUUCACUGAUCUGCUGUUUCUUGUCAGGAGCCUCGACCAUCGCCCCAUGGGCGUCAUAGGGGGAACUUGUGUCACGUUGAACAGAACUGUGCGACGUUGGAUUCUCGACAUUCUGACGCUGGGUCGCGCAGCUUCCCCCCUCUACUGGCCAUUGGGUCUGUUCCGCUUUCCUGCGGCGCGUACAUUCGCAAUGCAACACCCUCAGUACAUAGGGGUACGCACCCGUAGUCGCCGCGUCUCAGGCUUAGCACGACGUGUUGGCUUCCGCCGGCGGUGAAUAAAUUCGAAUGGCGCAGGCGGGUUCGCCGGCUCUCAAGCUUGCGAUAUAUUCCGACUGGCAACAGACUGUAAGUAUGCCUAUUUCAAGUUUAUAGCGCCAGGUGGCGGCAACUCGAAGAGCUGAUGUUUUCGGUAGGUGACGAACAGAUCACAACAAGGCGGAGCCUGAAUUCUGACCCUGCAGAAACCUUGCUAUUAUGUAAUGCUAUCCAAAUGCUAUCGCGAUCUAAUUCCAUCAUCAU